UUGACAACAAAGGUCUGCUUCCCCCAAAUUUCCGCCGGAGGUGGCGCAUGCGCACUGAGGAGAUCUGUUGCGAGACGAAGUUAUGGCCGUCGCUAUGCAGACCGAAGAUUUUACCUUCCUACCCUCGGGGUUGGAGCAAGUGAAUAAGAUGAUCAAGGAGCACGGUGACCUGUUUACCGACAGCCAGUGCAGCAUCUGCAAUGCCGUCCUCAUUUCGGAGUCCCAGAAGUUGGCUCAUUAUCAGAGUAAAAAACACGGCAACAAGGUGCGCCGCUAUUUCUCGAUCCAAAAUGAGAAGGGGCCUGAGUCGAAGAAGUUCAAGACUCCUGCAUCUGUCAAGAUGGAAACCGACGAGGAUGACCCCAUGAAGAUCUGUGACAUAUGCAAGAUGACCUUUACGUCGUCCGUGAUGGCCCAGUCUCACUAUCAGGGCAAAAUUCACGCCAAAAAUCUGAAACUCAAAAGUGCGGAUCCUCAGACUAAAGCCCCAGCGGCCGCACCGGCAGCGGCGCCCAAGAAGAAAGCGGCAGUGGACAAGACCGACAACUUGGACGACAAACACCCGAACCGCUUCUGCUCCGCCUGCCAGGCGUCCUUCAACAACGCCCAGAUGGCCGAGCAGCAUUACGCGGGCAAGAAGCACAAGAAGCAAAUGGCCAAGGUCAAACUGUUGACGCUGCACGGAAAGCCCACCACGCCAGCUGCUGCGGGCAAGGGUCUGAUGUGCAACAUCUGCAACAUUGAGCUGAAUUCUGUGGAUCAGUACCAGUCCCACAUCAGCGGGGCCAAACAUAAGAACCAAAUGAAAAAAUCUGAGAAAAGCAAGUCGGGCGACGACCCCGAAAAUGCAGAGUUAGGAGACGACAACGGCGACGAUGACCAAUGUGGAAGUGGCUACAACCAGUCCGGAAACGGCGAUUUUCAGUACGAGACGGAAGGCCAACAGUUUGAGGCGAAGGAGGCUUCUUACGAAGACACCUUCUACAACAUGGGAGAUGACGAGUUUGUGACCGAGGGCGCCCUGUUCGGGUCGGAGGACGACCAGUUCAACUCGUUGGACAGUUAGUAAGUGGGACUCUAGGACCGAGCGACUUCAGGAGGACUCUGAGCAGAACCCUACAAACAUCACAAUUCAUCGGACCUUCGCUUCCAUCAGGAGUCACACUACAAGCGUCCUCCCCACAAUUGUCCCACAACAAGCAAAACCUGAACCUCAAUCUGGACUAUCUUUUGUUUUUGUUUUUAAUAGAAUGUUAACUUUUGUUUUUGUUUUUAUAGAAUGUUAACUUUUGUUUUUGUUUACCUGCUCCAAAGUGGCAGCUUUGUGUUUUGAGCAUGCGAUCAUUUCCAGUUAAAUACCCAAAUCUGCUUCUUCCUUGUUUCCUAUCAGACCAGGUGGCCACUUUUUAUCACCUUUUCCACUGCACAGUACCAACUUUACUCCACUCGGUCUGGGCCGUUCACUGUUCAUUUGAAUAAAAAUAUACAGUAAACAUACUGUACAUACAA
This is a messenger RNA of Nerophis lumbriciformis (worm pipefish), 1509 nucleotides long. It is a transcript of the gene znf346, whose product is annotated as zinc finger protein 346. Lineage: Eukaryota; Metazoa; Chordata; Actinopteri; Syngnathiformes; Syngnathidae. The record is from RefSeq and is a predicted model, not a curated record. Gene Ontology annotation, molecular function: nucleic acid binding; zinc ion binding.